Molecule: messenger RNA, 315 nt
Organism: Alternaria atra
Lineage: Eukaryota; Fungi; Ascomycota; Dothideomycetes; Pleosporales; Pleosporaceae
Exons: 2
Coding region: 1-315 (104 amino acids)
Source: RefSeq, a predicted model, not a curated record
AUGCAUCCUCCUAGUAUUGCUACUACCCUGGACAAGGAAACUGCAGUCAUUGCCACAGCUGCUCCAGAUGGCCGUGGCGGGCUCUCUGAAAAGACCGAUGCGACGGGAUCUGGUGAUGGCCCAUCUGAAUCCACGAAUGGAGGCGUGUUCCAGGUGAGCGGCGCGAGUUUACUCACAGACAACAUGCUGAGUUUCCCUCCAGCGUUACAUCAAUCAGCUCGCGAUCAAGAACGUAUUAUUUUAAUCUGCUACGGGCUCAAGGGCAAUAUCAACAGCAAUGACGACGCUGAUGGGUUUCCAACUCAUGAUCAGUAA